Euleptes europaea (tarantolino) is the source of this 1826-nucleotide messenger RNA. It is a transcript of the gene FZD1, whose product is annotated as frizzled class receptor 1. Gene Ontology annotation, cellular component: plasma membrane. Gene Ontology annotation, molecular function: Wnt receptor activity; Wnt-protein binding. Bases 1 to 1758 code for a protein of 585 amino acids. The transcript has a single exon. The record is from RefSeq and is a predicted model, not a curated record. Gene Ontology annotation, biological process: non-canonical Wnt signaling pathway; canonical Wnt signaling pathway. Lineage: Eukaryota; Metazoa; Chordata; Lepidosauria; Squamata; Sphaerodactylidae.
AUGGCCGAGGAGCGGGCCGUGCAAGUUUGCGGCGGGGCGGGCAGGCCGGCGCUGCUCCUCUGGGCGGCGGCGCUGCUGCUGCUGCUGCUCCCUCCCCCGGCGCGGGGCCAGGCCCCUCCGCCGCCCCCCCAGCAGCAGCAGCAGCAGCAGCACUCCAACGGCGAGCGGGGCAUCUCGGUGCCGGACCACGGCUACUGCCAGCCCAUCACCAUCCCGCUGUGCACCGACAUCGCCUACAACCAGACCAUCAUGCCCAACCUGCUGGGCCACACCAACCAGGAGGACGCCGGCCUGGAGGUGCACCAGUUCUACCCGCUGGUGAAGGUGCAGUGCUCGGCCGAGCUCAAGUUCUUCCUGUGCUCCAUGUACGCGCCGGUGUGCACGGUGCUGGAGCAGGCGCUGCCCCCGUGCCGCUCCCUGUGCGAGCGCGCGCGCCAGGGCUGCGAGGCGCUCAUGAACAAGUUCGGCUUCCAGUGGCCCGACACGCUGCGCUGCGAGAAGUUCCCCGUGCACGGCGCCGGCGAGCUGUGCGUGGGCCAGAACGCCUCCGAGCGCGCCACCGCCGCCCCCUCGCCGGGGCCCCCGCUCUGGACCAGCCCGCCCCAGCCCCGGCCGCCAGGGGGCGCGCCCCCCUCGGGCGCCGGCGCCCGCUUCACCUGCCCCAGGGGCCUCCAGGUGCCCGCCUACCUGAACUACCGCUUCCUGGGCGAGAAGGACUGCGGGGCCCCCUGCGAGCCCGGGCGCCCCUACGGGGUCAUGUACUUCGGGCCCCAGGAGCUGCGCUUCGCCCGCACCUGGAUCGGCAUCUGGUCGGUGCUCUGCUGCGCCUCCACCCUCUUCACCGUGCUCACCUACCUGGUGGACAUGCGGCGCUUCAGCUACCCCGAGCGGCCCAUCAUCUUCCUCUCGGGGUGCUACACCGCCGUGGCCGUGGCCUACGUCGCCGGCUUCCUGCUGGAGGAGAAGGUGGUCUGCAACGAGCGCUUCGCCGAGGACGGCGCGCGGACGGUGGCCCAGGGCACCAAGCGGGAGGGGUGCACCAUCCUCUUCAUGAUGCUCUACUUCUUCGGCAUGGCCAGCUCCAUCUGGUGGGUCAUCCUCUCCCUCACCUGGUUCCUGGCGGCGGGCAUGAAGUGGGGCCACGAGGCCAUCGAAGCCAAUUCCCAGUACUUCCACCUGGCUGCCUGGGCUGUGCCUGCUAUCAAAACCAUCACCAUCUUGGCCUUGGGGCAGGUAGAUGGGGACGUGCUUAGUGGCGUCUGCUUUGUGGGCAUCAACAACGUGGAUGCCUUGCGGGGCUUUGUGCUGGCUCCUUUAUUUGUGUACUUGUUCAUUGGCACCUCCUUCCUGCUGGCUGGAUUUGUGUCCCUCUUCAGAAUUCGGACCAUCAUGAAGCACGACGGUACCAAGACGGAAAAGCUGGAGAAGCUGAUGGUGAGGAUAGGGAUCUUCAGCGUCCUCUACACCGUACCUGCCACCAUUGUCAUUGCCUGCUAUUUUUACGAGCAAGCCUUUAGGGAACAGUGGGAAAAGAGUUGGUUUGCUCAGAGCUGCAAGAGCUAUGCCAUCCUGUGUCCCAGUAACCACCACCAUCCUCCUAUGAGUCCAGACUUCACGGUUUUCAUGAUCAAGUAUCUGAUGACCUUAAUUGUAGGCAUCACUUCAGGCUUCUGGAUCUGGUCUGGGAAGACACUCAAUUCCUGGAGAAAGUUUUACACAAGACUCACCAACAGUAAGCAAGGGGAAACAACUGUGUGAAAUUCACACGCCCAAUUAGGGAUAGCAGGCAAAAGGGACCUUGCUGUGCCUGCCCAUUGUCCUACCCG